GGUCAGAGUGAAAAAGCAUAUAAAAGUGGAUUUACUCUAAUUAAGGAAAAUGUCAAAAAUGCAUUUGGAGGACAAGGUUAUCCUUCUAUAUUUUUAACUGAUAAUUCUGAUGCUGAAAUAAAUGCUCUUAUGACAGUAUGGCCAAAUUCAACUUCACUUUUAUGUAUUUUUCACGUUAUGCAAGCAGUCUGGAGAUGGUUAUGGGAUAGCAAAAAUAGUAUAAAGAAAGAACAUCGGACAUUAAUGAUGCAAGCAUUUAGGAAGAUGUUAUAUUCUGAUACUGCUGAAGAAGCUCAAAAAGCAUUUUACUCUACUCUUGAUGCAGGGAGCAUAUAUCCAAAAUGGCAGAAAUAUGUAAUUGUACAUCACUGGGAGCACAAAGAGCGUUGGUGUUUAGCUUGGAGGGACCAUACAACUAGAGGCCAUCACACAAAUAAUUAUAGUGAGGUGUCAGUUAGAAUUUUUAAAGAAAAUGUGUUAUGCCGAGUAAAAGCAUAUAAUGUAGUUUCACUUGUAGAUUUUUGCUGCACAAAAUUAGAAGAGUAUUAUAAAAAAAAAUGCCUUGAGUUUUCCAACGACAGAAAAGCUACAGCUAGAUUGUAUUUUGAAAGCAUAAUCAAGAAAAGUAAUUAUAUUACAAAAGAUAAAAUUAUUGUAGAAAAUGAGCAUUACUAUGUUCCUAGUCAAAAUAACCAACAACUGAUGUAUUGUGUUGAGCCAAGUAUAGGAAUUUGCUCUUGUAAGGAUGGUAUGUACGGAAGAUUUUGUAAACACCAAGGAAUAAUUUAUGUAUUUUUUAAAUGUAUUGGGGUUAAUUUUCCACCUAUAACUGUAGAGGAUAAAUUUUCAAUAUCAAAAUUAGUAUUGGGCGAUAAAGCGCCCAGUAAGACAUUUUAUGAAGGACUUAUACCUAAAGAGGCAUUAUACCAGCAACAUGAGACUCAUCUAGUACACUUGCCUAUAACAGAAAUACACAAACAAGAUGUACAUAACACACAUGAAAAUGAUCAUGAUAUUACAAAAAAACAAAUGUUAAUAAAAAGUAUACCAGUAUUCAAUGCAGAUAGUCUGAUACCAAAUAUACAGGAUAGUUUUACUGUAUUGGAAGAUAAAAAAACUUUAUUGACUAACAAUGUAAAAAAGUUCAAUCAAUCUACUCUUGAAAAUUUACUUCAAUUUAAAAAUAGAUUGGAUAAAGUUUUUCAAGAAGGGCAAUUUAAUACAUUUUUAGCAACUGCUGGUUCUAUGACAAUACCAUUACGGCAUAAAGAUGGUGCAGCUAUUAGAGUACAGCCGGCUACAAUUUCUAGGCGAAGACCAGGGAUAACAAGAGGUAGCAAGAGUUUACCAUCAGGUAGACCAGCUUUAAGUGAUCAUGGUCCAUCUAAAAAACCCCAGGAAACUAUUACAAAACAUUAA
Molecule: messenger RNA, 1419 nt
Organism: Aphis gossypii (cotton aphid)
Lineage: Eukaryota; Metazoa; Arthropoda; Insecta; Hemiptera; Aphididae
Exons: 3
Coding region: 130-1419 (429 amino acids)
Molecular function (GO): zinc ion binding
Source: RefSeq, a predicted model, not a curated record